UUUCCUUUUAACUAAAAGAUUUUUAUGGUUGAAUCACCCAAGCACCAUGAGCUCCGGCGACGGUGCCCGACGAUCACCAUUUCUUGAUUUCCAGUUUUGUGCUGGUUCACAAUUCAGUUUCUCCUUCGCCGCUGACAAUGGUUCACCCCGACGUUCCGGUAAUCUUUCUCUUGCCUGCAAGAAUCAGUUGAGCUCUCGAGCGGUGGCUAAUGUAAGCAUCUCUCCCAAAAAGCCUUCUGUUGGACGGAAGAAACCACUACAGACCCCUGGCUCAUCGCCACCUCUUUCAAGAAUUAUAUUGUUCAUCUUUCCUGUUGACCUUAGGAAACAUCAUAGACACGUGAUUUCUCACAUAAUUAAUGCUAUUUUUAACCGUAAGAAACAAAAAGUAUCUGAUAGUUUUUUGGAUGAAAGCAUUGAAGGACUCAAUGACGUCACUGCUGUUACUGGGAUUGAUCUUAGGGAAGAGGAGGAACAAUUAUUUUCUGGCUCUACAGGGAACAGUCAAGUUUCAGAAGCAUCUAACAGGGUUGUCCAAGAGGAAGAAAGGCUUGUUCUGCAGAGAACUCCCUUGCAGAAGAAAUUAGCGGCAAUUACAGCCAAAUGUGGUUUGAAGGGUAUAAGCAAUGACGUGGAGCAAUGCCUUUCCUUGUGUGUGGAGGAAAGACUGCGUGGAUUAGUUUGCAAUUUAAUCAGACUGUCAAAACAGCGAGUUGAUGCUGAGAAGGCUAGGCACCAGACUCUUAUCACCUCAGAUGUUCAGCAACAAAUUGCAACAAUUCACAAGAACGCUAGGGAAGAGAAGGAAAGAAAGCAGGCUGAAGUGGAGAAGCUCCCAAAAUUUGAUGAGGUAACCAUGAAAGAUGAAAACGAGAUGAAGAUUUCUGCCGCAAAUGCUGCUGUACGAGCUGCUGUUGGUGGAGAUGAUAUGCUGUCAAAAUGGCGACUUAUGGCUGAGCAAGCCAGUCAGAAACAUGAAGGAGUGAUGGUUAUGACAUCUGGUUCUCAAGCUGACAAGGAUAUGAACUACAAGCCUCUAUUAACACCUGAAAGAGACAAUCAAGAGGCACAGGAGAGCCCUCUAAGUAACCUUGGAACCGCCAGAACAUCAGGAAGGAACCAAGUUGCCUCGCCUCAAACUGGGUGUGCUCGUACCAUUUCUAUUAAGGAUGUGAUCGCAGUUCUGGAGAGGGAUCCUAAUAUGUCCAAGUCUAUGCUGCUGUAUCGGUUGUAUAAUAGGAUCCAGUCUGAAGGCACCGCAGAAUGAUUGGGGCAGCUCUUUAAUCAAAUGGUGGGUCAUGGUUUUCCAUCAUGUAUCAGAUUGCAGUCAAAAAAGGCGGUUUCAGUUGUCUCGGUGUAAAUCUCAGAAUAAAAACUCAACCAUAAA
Messenger RNA from Rubroshorea leprosula, 1387 nucleotides. The record is from the annotation of a GenBank genome assembly. Lineage: Eukaryota; Viridiplantae; Streptophyta; Magnoliopsida; Malvales; Dipterocarpaceae.